This is a messenger RNA of Wasmannia auropunctata (little fire ant), 2144 nucleotides long. Its product is annotated as protein phosphatase inhibitor 2-like. The record is from RefSeq and is a predicted model, not a curated record. The coding region runs from base 236 to 781 and encodes 181 amino acids. Gene Ontology annotation, biological process: regulation of signal transduction. The transcript has 4 exons. NCBI's taxonomy places the organism in Eukaryota, Metazoa, Arthropoda, Insecta, Hymenoptera, Formicidae. Gene Ontology annotation, molecular function: protein phosphatase inhibitor activity.
CCGGCGUGACCUCUCUCACGCUUCUCUCUCUGUCUGCCGUAACGCGGAGAUCGCUUCUGAAGAGACGCGCGAGAGGAUGUGCCGCGAGUGAGUGCAAGUGAAUAAGUGAGUGACACCAAGUGACACCCAGCGCAGCGCAGGCAGGUUAUUCCGCCGAAGCGAAAUCCAUUGGUAAACAUGCAGCCGCGGCAUUAUCGUCGUGAGUGACCGUCGUGUGAUUACGCCCGACUAUAUAAUGGCAGAGAACCUGUCGAAACGGCCUUCCAAGGGAAUCCUCAAGACGUCCAGCAGUUUUGACAAUCCGGAGGCGCCUAGACCGAGCAAAGAAACAACAUGGGACGAGAUGAAUAUUAUCGCUACUCUUCAUCCUGCUGAUAAGGACUAUGGCCACAUGAAGAUCGAAGAACCAAAAACCCCAUAUAAUUUCGAAGGCCUCCAAAAUGAACAUGAGUUUGAUCAAUUAGAUGCUAGCGCUCUUGCAGCAAAAUUAGCUGGAGGUAGCAAGCCCAAAAUUUUCGAGGAAUCCAGUGAAGAGGAGGAAGAUGAAGAAACUCCCGAAGAAAAAGAAAGGAGGAGAGCCUUCGAGGCGAAAAGAAAGGGCCAUUAUCGAGAAUGGCAUGCUGUACAAAUGGCGAGACGACUUUUAGAGCAGGAUGAAUUAGAAGAGGAGGACGAAGAUGGCGAGGCUAAAAAUAAUGAGGAAAAUUCGUCGGAGGAAGAAAGCAAUUUUGACACUCGUUUCAAAUGCAUGCCGUCCUGUGAUAGAACCGAAAAAAAAUGAACGAAAAACAUCGAUUAGUAAUUUUUCUUUUUAAAUCGUCCAUCGCAGUCAUUCACAGUCAAUUUUUCGCGGCAAUGUCGACUUCAAUGUUUAAUGCUAUCGCGAGUAAAGUCAUAUCAAAGCAGCAGAGAAAGUGUUUACAUCAAUUACAUUUAAAUGCCCAAACUAAAUUUCGCAUUUUACUUAUAUGUAUAUAGCUCUUUUUCAGCUCCAUCUUUAUAGCUCUUUAGCUCCAUUCUCUGUAAAUAACCAUUUUAAGAACCUGAAUGUUUAGCAUAACCGCUGUUAGAUUUUCCAAGAUCAGAUAAAGUUACGAUAACAUUACAAGUAUUCAGAAGUACUUAUAAGCUGUGCACAGAAAAAUCCAUCGCGUUUAAUGAUCUACUUUGAUUUUCAUAGAUUAUAUAAAAAUUCCAAUUACUGCUUUGUAAGAGCUUUGUUUGGGUGUAUUAUUCCAGGCCUAUCGACACUUUAUUUCACGCAGCGUUGCUGUAAAAUUUGAUGUUUUUGAAAUAUUCUUAAUUGCUAUCAAAAUUUGACGAACAAUAAGGCUGAACAAAGCCCUCUCACGUAUAGGGAAGAUUUAAGACGCUGUAUGUAAUAUUUACAGUAAAAAAAACAUAUGUGUAUUUAAAACUGUUAGUACGUGUAUAAUACAUUACACAAGUUCUGUGAUUAGCAUAAGCAUAUGCUAUGUAACCUCGGUAUGUAUGACUUCAAAUUUUCGUUUCCUCUCGUAAUGUUUGAUUUUAUUUUCCAAACUCUCUGUAAAAGAAAAUAUAGCAUAGAUUAUAAAUACACGUAGAUAAGUGAAAUUCUCAAUUUGUACUAUGUGAAUUAUACGUAGUAUAAGCCUGUCCAAGUUCAUCAAUCCGAAUUCGCGCAAUCGCUCUCUUUAUCCCCAUUCUCAAUUAUCCUUUUCUUUAAUGACAUAUAACUAAUUGAUUGCAACGCAUGGAUACAACGAACACGUGUCUACAUAUAUUGAUUAUCUACCCCCUUUCAUCGCUCACAUCUCGCAUACCUCAUUCAUCAAGAUGACAAGGAGAAACAUUUUUCUCGUAAAUCACAUCUUGGACAGGCUUAACUUAAUCCAUUAAAUUGUACUGUUGAUAGAAUGUACAUUUAGGAAAUUGUAGUGUCGAAGUAAUAGAACACGUCCAAGCGCGGCGACAUUGUGUUUAGUAUAGUAUUAAAAAGAGAAGAACAUUGUGAAAUUACGAUAUAUAUGAUCAUCAAAAUAUUUUGAAUGUCUGUAUUAUAGUCGAAUACAAAGCAUAUUAAUAGACGAAAAACAGUGUACGUAUUUGUUUGCAUGGUGUCUCGAAAUUAAUAAACGUAGAAUACAUUAUGGAUAAGUAAU